Anopheles coustani is the source of this 1616-nucleotide messenger RNA. RefSeq names its product caspase Dronc-like. Gene Ontology annotation, molecular function: cysteine-type endopeptidase activity. The transcript is spliced from 4 exons. Gene Ontology annotation, biological process: proteolysis. Lineage: Eukaryota; Metazoa; Arthropoda; Insecta; Diptera; Culicidae. The record is from RefSeq and is a predicted model, not a curated record. Bases 20 to 1384 code for a protein of 454 amino acids.
UAUACAUUUCCUGCGUUGUAUGCAGCGAGAGCUUACACAGCGUACCGAGUGUAGCAAUUGUGCAUUGAAGGGUCCUAAAGGUUGCAAGAUGAAUAAUUUACAUCGACAAAGAAUUUUCAAUUCCAUGGACAAACUUAUCCAUUACACCAACUAUACGACUUUGCGUAAUGAGUGCAUCCAACGGGAUAUGCUUUCGCUGGACAUGGUUCUCCGGAUUGAGAGCUUAGCGGCGGACGAGACGACCAGGCAUAAACUAAUGUUUGAGAAGAUCACUAGACGUGGUCCCAAGGCUUUCAAUACACUACUCGAUAUUUGCCAACGCAAUUUUCCCAAAGCAUACGCCGAAUUGAACCCCUCUUCAAACGAUCAACAAAUGCAUUCUACGUUAAACCCACAACGUAUCCGGUCAGUCAGUUGCAAUGUUGCCCCUAAACCUUUCUUGAUUCGCGGUGCACUCGAAAUAGUGGACGGAAAAAAUUAUAACUUCGCAGCUGAAUCAGUCCCCGAAGAGAGUAAAUGUACGCUUCAAGUCCAUGAAGAUAUUCUGCCUUCAUUUUCAGUAACGCUGUCAAGUGGUCCGACGACGACACACCCGAAAGUUCCAGCAUACCCGAUGAAAAGCCGUAAUAGAGGCGUUGCAUUUAUUGUAAAUGUAAUAACCUUCGUAAAGGACGUCCAUGGAAAAAGAAAUGGAGCUGAUAUCGAUGGACAAAACUUAAUUUCGCUGUUCCAGCAACUAGGAUUUGUAGUAUUUUACUAUGAAAACAUUACCAUGGGGGACUUGAAAGAAUUAUUUGCAAAACUGAAAGAGUCGGAUUAUUUAUCAUGCGACUGUUUUGCAUUCUACAUUCUUUCCCAUGGCGACCAUAAGAAAGGCAGCGAUUUUAUUUAUUUACAUGAUAAUUCAAUCCUCCGGGUUGAGGACAUAUUGACUGAAUUUAACACAGUGAAUUGUACUAAACUGAUUCGUAAGCCAAAACUCUUCUUCAUAUCCAUAUGUCGUGGAGAGCAGUCGGACCUUGGUUCGUUCCGCCUGUCAACCAAUACUGAACGCGAUGGCAUGAUAGAUCCACGAAAACAAUUGCCAUCGAAUAUCGCUACGUUCUGCGAUAUGCUGGUAUGCUAUGCUACGGUACCAGGUUUUGCUGCUCACCGUGACCCGAGCACUGGAUCAUGGUUCGUUGAAAGCAUGUGCCGAGUAUGGGCAGAACAUGCGCACGAUACGGAUGUAGAGAUUUUGAUGAAGUUGGUGGGAGAAAAUGCCGCCACAUAUCGAACUGAAACGGCGGCACUACAAACUAUAUGCACUGAGCAAAGAGGAUUUUUUAAACAACUUUUUUUAAACCCGGGCUACUAUGAACGACCCGAAGAUACAACGGCCUGAUGCAGAUAGAGGACAACGGCCUUUUAAAAUUGCUUUUCACACCAUGAUUUUUAUAUUUUAAGUUUAAUGAGAGCAUUUUUUAUGUUAUUGCUAUCCGUUCAAUAGCUUAUAUUAACAAAGGAUAAAUGUAGUCUUUUUCGCAAGGGAAUCUGGCUAUGUUAUAUUAUCCAAAAUUUAAGCAUUAAAUUUAUUUCUUCGGGCUGAAUAAAACUCCUCAUCGAAUUUGAUUAAC